CAGUACGUACUUCUGGCAUACUCUUGGUACGUAUUCCCCAAAACUUGUGCCAGAUUAGGUCAUUGCCGCCCCGAGCCACUUCUAUCCUGGCCAAUCAAGUAACUGCCACACAAGGCGAGGUCAAAACUUCCCCUGAAAGCUGUGUUUGCAACUGUGUUUAUCUGUGAUGUUUAAGCUCGGACCACCAUGGCACCUAAGCCCCUUGUUAUGGAAUGGGGCAUUAUGUAAGCCGCCAUGCUGCACGACAGACGUUGCAGCUAGCUACAUCAUCGUCGAUCAUCCCGUAGUAGCUCGGGCAAGGCUUUCUCUAUCAGAUUUCGAGCAGGUACAGUACAAUACCAAUAAUAUACCGCUUCCUUUAUUUCCAGUCACUCGUUUUCUAGCGACUUUAGAUUUUUUCAUAUCCAAUUCAACCUACAUUUAGCUUAUGGCUAUUAUUUCCUGUCACGCUUUUUUAUCACCAGAAAGCAGGCAUACGUAGCUGAUUGCCACUCGAGUAACAAGAACAGCGGGAAGCGCACCGAAGUUAUUUUGAAUAUACGGGCGGG
Messenger RNA from Daldinia decipiens, 548 nucleotides. RefSeq lists its product as uncharacterized. The record is from RefSeq and is a predicted model, not a curated record. Bases 167 to 424 code for a protein of 85 amino acids. The transcript has a single exon. NCBI's taxonomy places the organism in Eukaryota, Fungi, Ascomycota, Sordariomycetes, Xylariales, Hypoxylaceae.